GAGUGUUCCAUACAUAAGUAAAAGUAGCUAUAGAAAGGAUAACUCUCUAAGAGGAGAAAUACCCUAACGAGGUUGUCUAUAUUACGAGAUUGUCCAGCUGCGUACAGAUGUAUCUGUUAUCGCAAUAGAACAGUUGAAAUUGUCGGAAGAUUCUUGAAAAGGUCCUUAGUUUUGCUUCUAUAAGACUUCUCAAUCCCAAAAGUAUAUAAUUGAUAUAGACAUUUGUGAUUUUUAAUAAUGUCUGUAGCAUUGCGACACUGCAUUUUAAUUCAAAGAAAAAUAUGUUUCCAAAAAUUUGCUUCCCAAAGAUGUACUACACCAUUUCUAUUCAACAUUUGUAAUAAUAAGGUAACUCCAGGGAAUUUGCAAGUAAAGUAUUUCUAUACAGAAGGUAAUAAUUAUGGAGAUAACCAAUUAAUAUAUACAGGAAAGUUGAACUGGAAACUUUAUUAUGUUAAAGCAUUUUCCUUAUCAACUUCAUUUGUAAGCAUUGGUUUCGCACCAAUUGUUUAUAUGCACUCUAUGGAAUCAGAUAAUCCAAUAGUUACACUUACUGUAUCGGUUAUUAUGUUUAUUUAUCUAACAGCAACUCCACUGUUGCUACAUCAUAUAUUAGGAAGAAAAUAUGCAUUUCAUAUAUAUUUUAAUUCACAAAAGAAAAGGUAUAUUGCGGAAACAUAUAGCUUAUUUCUUAAGAAACUACAGACUGAAUUUACAGAAGAUGAUGUGCAUGUGCCUGAUAUAACUGGACCAUUUACAACUUGCGUUGUGAAAGGAAAACCACUGUUCUUUAAUGAGGCAGAAUUCACAGAACAAGUACACUAUCAUAAUAUUAUGGGCCAUUAUAAACCACUAGAUCUUUUCUGUACUGAUGAUAAAGAUAAAAUGAAAGAUGUACGGAAUAAUGACAAGAAAUAAUAUAAAUAAUUUUAAGUUUGAAGCAAUCUUAUUUAUUACACAAUUUCUAAAUUUAAUAUUUUAAUACAUUACUUAAAAUCUAUUGUAAGUUUCUAGGUACAAAAUAUAUACAAUACAUUAUUAUGUUGACAUUAUAUACUGAAAAAAUACAGUAAUAAAUAAUUACAACACAAACUGGAUGAAUAUGUAAUGUU
Molecule: messenger RNA, 1112 nt
Organism: Nomia melanderi (Alkali bee)
Lineage: Eukaryota; Metazoa; Arthropoda; Insecta; Hymenoptera; Halictidae
Product: transmembrane protein 70 homolog, mitochondrial
Biological process (GO): mitochondrial proton-transporting ATP synthase complex assembly
Cellular component (GO): mitochondrial membrane
Source: RefSeq, a predicted model, not a curated record